CCGAAGAUAUGAUAUUGGCAUUUUAAGGGGGUCUUUUUUCAAAAGCAAAACCUUCAACAAGGUGACAACAUCAACAAAGGGUGCAAUUUUUUUAAGAUUUUAGGCAUGGCUUGUGUGUGUUCAUCAACAGCAAUGGCAGAGAAGAUUUCAUGGAAUUGUGCUGUGCUUGUGGCACUAAUGCUGGUGUUGAGUAGCUGCGAGUCAAACACAAGUGACUUCACAAUUCAGAAUGCCAACAAUAGCAACAACAAGGUGUGUGAUGAGAUUUACGUGGUUCGUGAGGGAGAGACCCUUCAAACUAUAAGUGAAAAAUGUGGGGAUCCUUAUAUUGUUGAAGAGAAUCCACAUAUCCAUGACCCUGAUGAUGUUUUCCCUGGCCUAGUUAUCAAGAUUAACCCCUUCGCCAAUAGAUCAUGAAAUGUUCCAAUUUGGGAUAAUGUUUUUCAACUCAAUGUUCUUCUGUGUGAGAAAGGUUAGAAAAAGCAACUCAUGUAUGUAGCCAUUUACGGUUUCAAUUUCCAUGCAAAAUGCUCGUCUUAGAAGGAUAGAAGCAUAAUUCAUCAACUCAAAGUGGUUAUGUUGUGAAUUUCCAUUUUCCAGUUCAAUCUCUCUGAACUACUUUUGAUUUUGUAUGAGAACACUUAUUGUAGUGAAGUUCUUUUGUACAAUAUAUAUAGGUUAAAAUAGAAGAGUGACACAAAUUAGAGGGAUGAAUGGCAAAUAUAUCUACCUUUAUGGUUGUAUGAACUUUUCGUUUGAUGAAAAAAAUGAAGAAAUAGAAUCCAACUAUUUCACAUCA
This is a messenger RNA of Cajanus cajan (pigeon pea), 799 nucleotides long. The record is from RefSeq and is a predicted model, not a curated record. NCBI's taxonomy places the organism in Eukaryota, Viridiplantae, Streptophyta, Magnoliopsida, Fabales, Fabaceae.